This is a messenger RNA of Saccostrea echinata, 477 nucleotides long. Its product is annotated as delta-like protein 1. The record is from RefSeq and is a predicted model, not a curated record. Gene Ontology annotation, molecular function: calcium ion binding. The transcript is spliced from 3 exons. Lineage: Eukaryota; Metazoa; Mollusca; Bivalvia; Ostreida; Ostreidae. Bases 1 to 477 code for a protein of 158 amino acids.
AUGGGGUCAUAUCUGAAUAUGAGUCUCAUAAUACACGUAACUCCCACCCAGCAAGCUAACUUUGAUCAGACCCUAGUACGAGUACGUUUGUCAAUUGUAGAUGUGGUGACGUGUCUAGAUCAGCCAUGUAAGCACGGAACAUGUACCGACAACGGGGCCAGUUUCGUGUGUACCUGUGACGAGGGGUACACUGGGGUCACCUGUGAUUCACUGUUGGCAACAGAGGAAACUUCGGAGCUUCUUCUUCCAGAAUGGCUUCCCUAUUUAGAGUACGUGGUGGUGACAGUGGUGUCCCUUACAGGUCUUAUGGUGUUAGGAUGUCUUUGUCUCAAGUGUUGUCAACUCCUUGGCGUCAUUGAACACAAAGACGAUGAUGAAGACAAAGCAGACAGACAGAAUCGCAGAAAGGAUCUAAUACUUCUACAGAACCGCCCAAAACCGAUGCGAUUUAACAGUAAUAUGGAAAUGAUGUUCUGA